Molecule: messenger RNA, 635 nt
Organism: Nicotiana tabacum (common tobacco)
Lineage: Eukaryota; Viridiplantae; Streptophyta; Magnoliopsida; Solanales; Solanaceae
Source: RefSeq, a predicted model, not a curated record
UUUCUCAGCUGAACACAAUACCUAUCUCAAAUUGCUCUUACAAAGUACUCGAAACUUUUGAGUCCCUUUUCUUUUGUCUAUAUUUUCUUGCUUUGUUUGCAGCCUUCAAUAUGCAGAGUUCAACAGAUUCUCCACCACCUUCACCAACUCGUGAAAUUCGCAACAAAUCAGCAUCCAAUGUGCACACUACUUCAACAGAGUCUCCAACCCCUUCACCACCAACUCGUGAUGUUGGCAACAAUACAGAUUUAGUCAGCGAUGUAAUUUUAUGGAGGAGAAAGAAUUUGAGUGUUCUAACACUUUUAGCAGCUACAGCGAUAUGGCUAGCGCUUGAAGUCUAUGAAUUGAAAUUCGUGACUCUCUUUUCCUGGAUGUCCAUGUUAGCGAUCGCGUUUCUCUUUUUCUGGGGUAACAUACAUAGGCUCUUGGGGAAAGAGCAAGUGGACAUGUCAGCGAUGUAUAUAAGCGAAGAAUCAGCUAAGGCAAUGGGGACAAAAAUCCGGGAAUGUGUGGAAAAAUGCAUGCGAUUAAUAUUUAGCGUGAGUGCCGAGAAAGAGUGGUUCGUUUUUGCCGGAACUGUAGCUUCUUUGGGGUUGAUCUCGGUGGNAAGAUUAAGGAGUGGGGGCAGAAAGUAA